AUGGUCGUACCAUACAUUCCUGAAGCUCCAUCAGCAAAAGACGCUGGUGAAUGGGGGCUUGGACUCGCAAACUCUGCUGAAAUGCCAGUCCCAGUUAAACUUCACGUGACUGGCAAUCUACCUGAAUGGCUGGCUGGUCAACUGUUCCGAGCUGGGCCUUCCAAAUUCGAAAUCCCAUUGACCAAGGACAUUCAAGCUAAAACUGGCAAGAAAACAUACUCGAUUCACCAUUGGUUUGAUGGCAUGUCAGUAAUCCAUCGCUUCGAUAUCCGCACAGACGGAUCAGUCUGGUACUCUUCUCGCGCUACUGCAAACGGCGAAGAAGCAGCCAUUUCCGAAUCUGGAAUCUCUGGUGUCGCUUUCGCCCAACGUGAUAUCUGUCGAAGUCUCUUCAAGAAGGUCUUUACGACGUUCACGGCACUGACAGGGAUUGCACGACCUGCGUCUUCUGGGAAACCUGAUUCUGCAAAUGUGGGCGUUACAGUCUCGCUAAACUACCCACUAGCCAAAUCAGCCCGAAAAUCAACCAGCACGGGCAACGAACCAUUAACGCUACUCGUCAAAACUGAUGCCAACAUAUUGCAAGAAUUGGAUCCAGUCACGCUGGAACCUGUGCGAGUUUUCAACUAUACGGAGAUCAAUCCGGCUUUUCCUGGUGCAUUGUCUGCUGCUCAUCAUCAGUUUGAUGCUAGCACCCGUGAAUACUACAACUACACAAUCGAAUUCGGACCAAAAACUAAAUUCCACUUAUUCACCAUCUCGGAAGCUAACCCCAAGGGACGUUUGCUUGUGACAAUCAACAAUUGUAUUCCUGCAUAUGUGCAUUCGUUUACUCUUACCGACAAAUACAUCGUAAUCCCAUUUUACCCGUACUCGGUAUCAAUCGGCGGCGUGUCUGUCCUGUGGCACCAAAACGUUUUGGACUCGCUGGUUUGGGACGGAUCAAAGGAAACACGGCUAGCUGUCGUUGAUCGAAAGAGUGGUGCUCACGUUGCUACAUACGUGACAGACUCAUUCUUCGCUUUCCACACAAUCAAUGCAUGGGAUGCGGGUGACGAUAUCAUCUUUGACACAUGUGGGGUAGACGACGCAACCCUCGUAACGGACUUUUACUUAAACAACAUGCGCAAGAAGGGUGGUCUCACUAAAUUCCCUCGAGUGCGUCGCUACGUCUUGAGCAACUUGAGUCAGGCUAUCAAAACUCAUGAUCCUAAUGAUGCGACCUUGACGCCAUCUGCAGCAUCAAAGGCACCAAAGGCUUCUUUCACGAUCAUAUCAACAGUCGGCGUCGAACUCCCACGCUUCAACCCGCACUACCACCGCAAGCCAUACCAAUACGUAUACGGCAUCUCUACCAAAUCGGAUUUCAUCGACGCGUUAUGUAAAGUGGAUGUUACAGGUGUUGACGCCGCCAAAGUAUGGUCUGAACCACACUGCUAUCCAGGCGAACCAGUGUUCAUGCCUUCACCAAAUGCCACGGCUGAAGAUGAUGGAGUUAUAUUGAGUGUGGUGUUGGAUGCUAGUAAAGGGAGCUCGUUCUUGCUGGUGCUGGAUGCACAUACGUUUGUGGAGGUUGCGAGAGCUGGGUUUGAAAAGGACCAUGUAAUACCGUUUGGCUUUCAUGGGGCGUUCAACAGCGUUGGAAAAUAG
Synchytrium microbalum is the source of this 1650-nucleotide messenger RNA. RefSeq lists its product as uncharacterized. The transcript has 8 exons. Bases 1 to 1650 code for a protein of 549 amino acids. Lineage: Eukaryota; Fungi; Chytridiomycota; Chytridiomycetes; Synchytriales; Synchytriaceae. The record is from RefSeq and is a predicted model, not a curated record. Gene Ontology annotation, biological process: carotene catabolic process. Gene Ontology annotation, molecular function: carotenoid dioxygenase activity.